Staurois parvus is the source of this 443-nucleotide messenger RNA. Lineage: Eukaryota; Metazoa; Chordata; Amphibia; Anura; Ranidae. The record is from the annotation of a GenBank genome assembly.
CUGUGGACACAGUACAGGAGAUGGCCAGAGACUGCGGACACAGUACAGGAGAUGACCAGAGACUGCGGACACAGUACAGGAGAUGGCCAGAGACUGCGGACACAGUACAGGAGGAGAUGGCCAAAGACUGCGGACAUAGUACAGGAGAUGACCAGAGACUGCAGACAGUACAGGAGAUGACCAGAGACUGCAGACAACACAGGAGAUGACCAGAGACUGCGGACACAGUACAGGAGAUGACCAGAGACUGCAGACAACAGUACAGGGGAUGACCAGAGACUGCGGACGUAGUACAGGAGAUGAUGACCAGAGACUGCGGACGUAGUACAGGAGAUGAUGACCAGAGACUGCGGACAGUACAGGGGAUGACCAGGGACUGCAGACAGUACAGGGGAUGACCAGAGACUGCAGACAGUACAGGGGAUGACCAGAGACUGCAGACA